Messenger RNA from Racocetra fulgida, 214 nucleotides. The record is from the annotation of a GenBank genome assembly. NCBI's taxonomy places the organism in Eukaryota, Fungi, Glomeromycota, Glomeromycetes, Diversisporales, Gigasporaceae.
AUAUAUACGAUUCUGACUGGUGGAGGAACGUAGAACAAAAUCUUCCAUUUGGAGCGCAUGUUAUGCCAAUCAUUCUCUAUUCCGAUGCCACCCUCUGCGACCAUUUAGGCAAGACAUCGAGGCAUCCUGUGUUUAUGACACUUGGGAAUAUUCCGUUGAAUCGCCGCAACAAGGUUGACGCAAAAAUUCUGCUUGGUUAUAUUCCCAAUCUGGA